Messenger RNA from Pyrgilauda ruficollis (rufous-necked snowfinch), 1589 nucleotides. RefSeq names its product C1q and TNF related 5 (gene C1QTNF5). The transcript is spliced from 3 exons. The coding region runs from base 418 to 1344 and encodes 308 amino acids. Gene Ontology annotation, molecular function: protein binding. NCBI's taxonomy places the organism in Eukaryota, Metazoa, Chordata, Aves, Passeriformes, Passeridae. The record is from RefSeq and is a predicted model, not a curated record.
CUGGCUCCGGCUCCUGGGCGGAGGAGAGACACUUUUCUCCUCCUUUUCCUCUUUGUUGCCGUCGUGGAGGGGGAAGAGAGCAGCUCCUCUGGGUCAAGGCCACGGGGAGGGGGCCAGCGCUGGCCCUGGGGCUCAGCCCUCGCUGUGCUGCUGUGGGAAGGGCUGGGGGCAGCCCGGGCAGGGGGGUGGUCCCGGCAGCGGGGGGUGGUCCGGCGCGGCCGGGGAUGCUGCAGCCGGCCGGGGGUGGAGCGGAGCCGCCGGCAGCCGGGAUGCUGCCAAGGGCAGGGCCACGACACGGCCCCGCGUUCUCCGGGCUGCCGCCCCACCACGCAGCCCCCAGAGGCAACAACCCCACCCCAGGCUCAGCAGCCCCCAGCCCCAAAUCCCCCUGCCCGUUCCCCGCCAUAGCUGGGCACGAUGGGGCAGUGCCCACCCCAAAGAGCCCCCAGCCUCACACACAAAGCCACUGCCACAGCUCCUGCCCUACACCCACACCCCACACACGUCCUGAGCUGUCCCGGGGCUGCAGGGUGCUGUGGUGGCACACGGGAUGCUGUGGCAGGUGCAGGCAGCACCGGGGCCUCGCUGAGAGGAGCAGCCCAAAAGGACAAGAUGAAGCAGCUCUUCCUGCUCUUCCUCCUCGGGCUCAUCACCGGCUCCUUGCAGAUCGAAGACAACAAGAUCCCUGGGCUGUGCUCAGGGCAGCCGGGCAUCCCGGGGACCCCGGGUCUGCACGGGGGCCAGGGUUUGCCAGGCAGAGAUGGACGAGAUGGCCGUGAUGGAGCCAUGGGGAUGCCAGGGGAGAAGGGCGAGAUGGGCCCUCCUGGAGUGCCCGGUCCCCGAGGGGAGGUGGGCAGCCCCGGCGUGGACGGGCUGCACGGCGAGAAGGGCGCUCAGGGCGAGUGCGCCGUGGCUCCUCGCUCCGCCUUCAGCGCCAAGCGCUCCGAGUCCCGCAGCCCUCCCCUGGCCGACCAGCCCAUCCUCUUCGACGUGGUGCUCAUCAACGAGCAGGGCCACUACGACCCGGCCACGGGCAAGUUCACCUGCGAGGUGCCCGGCCUGUACUACUUCGCCGUGCACGCCACCGUGUACCGCACCAGCCUGCAGUUCGACAUCAUGAAGAACGGCCACUCCAUCGCCUCCUUCUUCCAGUACUACGGCAACUGGCCCAAGCCCACCUCGCUCUCUGGGGGCACCCUGGUCCGCCUGGAGCCCGAGGAUGAGGUGUGGGUGCAGGUAGGGGUGGGGGACUACAUCGGCUUCUACGCCAGCGUCAAGACGGACAGCACCUUCACCGGCUUCCUCGUCUACUCCUACUGGCAAAACUCCGCCGUGUUCGCCUGAGCCAGCCCUCGGCUGCGGGUGGGGCCGGGCAGGUGCCCCUUCCCAGCCCCCAGCGCGGUGGGAGCCGGGGCAGCGCGACCCCUGCCCCGUGCGGGGCACAGAAACGCUCCCUGUGCCAUCGCGGGGGUGACGGAGCCCCCCUGGAGUAGCGCUGGGUCAGAGCUCGCUGUUAUUUCGGCCACCCCCAGGGCAGGGCAAGCCGGGUUGAGUGGCCAGGAGCCCGUCCCGGGGGUCCUGCCCCAUCC